Messenger RNA from Mastomys coucha (southern multimammate mouse), 1314 nucleotides. It is a transcript of the gene Zcchc10, whose product is annotated as zinc finger CCHC-type containing 10. Lineage: Eukaryota; Metazoa; Chordata; Mammalia; Rodentia; Muridae. The record is from RefSeq and is a predicted model, not a curated record. The transcript is spliced from 4 exons. Gene Ontology annotation, molecular function: zinc ion binding; nucleic acid binding. Bases 28 to 537 code for a protein of 169 amino acids.
CGUGCGGCAGACUCAGGCCGCUCCAAGAUGGCGACUCCCAUGCAUCGGCUCAUAGCUCGGAGGCAAGCUGAAGCCAAUAAGCAACAUGUAAGAUGUCAGAAAUGCUUGGAAUUUGGACACUGGACAUACGAAUGCAAAGGGAAAAGAAAGUACCUACACAGGCCUUCGAGAACAGCAGAGCUAAAGAAAGCUUUAAAAGAAAAAGAAAAUAGAUUGUUGCAGCAAAGCAUGGGAGAGACCAACAUAGAGAAAAAGAUCAAGAAGAAGAAGAGGUCUAAGAGUGUCACGAGUUCCAGUACCUCUAGCAGUGACAGUUCGGCCAGUGAAUCUUCAUCAGAGAGCGAGACUUCUGCCUCAUCCUCUUCAGAGGACAGUGACUCAGAUGCAAGCCUCUCCAGCUCCUCCUCCUCAUCCUCCUCAUCCUCAUCCUCGGACUCAGACUCGGACUCCAGCUCUUCCUCCAGCAGCAGCAGCAGCAGCAGCAGUACUGAGAGCAGCUCUGAUGAUGAGCCACUGAAGAAAAGGAAGAAGAAAUAGAACUCUGUACCCCAGAGCAAUGGAUCCAAAGCGUCUGUGACUCCCAGGGGAACUGAAAACUUGCUCAAGCGAGCAAGUUAGCUGGUCAGACCUGUUAAAAUCCAGAACUCUCUGAGUAGUGACCAUUGUAUAGGAUAUUUAAAAAAAAUGUUAUAUAUAUGUAUAUAUAUAUACAUAUAUAUAUAUAUAUACACACACACACACACAUAUAUAUAUGUGAUGUUUAUUUUAGGAAUGAUUAUGGGUUUUUGCUGUUGCUUUUCUAUUUUGUAAAGACUGGGUCUCGUUUUGUAGGUCUGACUGGCCUUGAACUUGAUAUGUAGAACAGCCUGGCCUUGGUUUCAGAGAGAUCUACCUGUCUCUGCUCCUAAUGUUGGGACUAAAGAUAUGUGCCAUCAUGCUCACCUUUUGUUGUUAACUUUUUUUUUUUUUAAUAUUUGAAGUCUAUGUGUAGUACAUAAUCAAAGCUGAAAACCAGGAAAUCUAUUUCAGUGACAGACAAAAGUCAUUUUUUUCUGCCUAUGAAAUGAAUGCUUUAUGUGGGUAUGUCAAGGUGUGUAUGGGACAGUCUUUGACUCUAUUGCAUCAGAAUACCAAGAAGUUUCUUCUUCUCUUCUGGCUGUGUUUAUUAUGUGAAAUGUAAUGCAUUGUUAUUGUAAGUAGUUUUCCUACUGUUAAUAAAUGUGCUCUAUUUUUAUGUUUGUAUCAGAAAACUAUUCUGAUUUUUCUAUUCUGAAUAUAUAAAUUCAAAGAACCCAAUACAGUACAUUGGAAUGA